This is a messenger RNA of Dermacentor andersoni, 3278 nucleotides long. It is a transcript of the gene IntS10, whose product is annotated as integrator complex subunit 10. NCBI's taxonomy places the organism in Eukaryota, Metazoa, Arthropoda, Arachnida, Ixodida, Ixodidae. Gene Ontology annotation, biological process: snRNA processing. Gene Ontology annotation, cellular component: integrator complex. The record is from RefSeq and is a predicted model, not a curated record.
CAACUUUUCUUUACAUUUAUUAAAGGUUGUUAUGGCGCCGGGCAGCAAGAUGAAGGAAAACGAAACAGACGAAGAAUACUUGAUUUCUAUGGCACGGAGCUGCCAGAAAAGUGAUCCCUAUUUUACGAAGUCUUGGAUGCUUACGGCAAAAACACUUUUUCCAGAAAAUUUCGGAAUACAGUAUGAAGCCUACUGCCUGGCUUCAGACAGUGGAAAUAUCAAAGAGGCAUCGGGCUACUUGGAGGAAAUGUUCAGGAAGUUUCCAACAGAACACCGUCUCUGGGAUGAGGUGUACAAGAUAGCCAAUGCCCUUCGAGCCGACACGCUUGAUGGCAAAGUUGCUGUCCUGAGAGAUAUGUUUAAUCACCUGCCAACAGCCUCACAGCAUGACAUCUUACUUUCUAUAGCCGAACAUUGCAUGGACACAGCCGAGCACUGCAGGCUCAUGCUGCUCCUCUUGCGAAAGUUUCCUGAGAAGGUGGUGGAACAUGGUGUGAAGCUGAUUGACACACUACAAAUGGCCGAGAAGCAUAGCCAUUGCCAAACGCCGCUGAACCAGUUUAGAAAAUUGCUUGUAUGUGAUGUGGCUCCUCUGGUUCUGAAGGUGGGUGUGGAGCUCCCAGUCAAGCAGACAUACAGGCUUAUCCAUAAAUGCAUUGAGUUCUACACAAUGUUCAUUUAUGCACCAAACAGGAACAAGCUCGACCUGUUCAUGAAGCCAGGUCUUGAAGGUGCUGGAGGAGGCAGCAGCACCGAAAGUGGCAGUGGUACUUCGGAGGCUGAGCUGUGGCGGCAGCUGUUCUCGUUUAUGCUAUGUGCUGGGCGGCGCCUGCGCUGGGAGCUGUCAGAGCUGCUGCAAGAGCCCCUGCCACUACUCCAGGAGAGCCACUGGCAGCACAUUCGUGCCCUGCUGCGAGCACGGCCGGCACCACCCCCGACCGACCUCACAGCAGGCGCUGCUGCGGCUGCUGCUAUGGAACCCGAAGAACUUGUGGCUACACACAAACAGGUCUUCUACUGCACCAUUGUGAUAUUUCUGCAUGCACUCUACAACUAUGGAAAGAACAUCAACCCUUCCUGGUUCCCAGGUACUACCAGUGAUAUCCAGUGCAUUCUGUUAGAGGGGCCGCGGUGGGUGAGCCCAGCAUCUGAACAGCCAAAACACAAGAAAAGAAAAGUUGAGCCUGAGGGAAAGGAGGCUGAGCCGCCUGCCCUGACAGUGAGCAAGUGCGUCCCUGCGGAAUCAGCGGUCGUGUUGACACAGAGCUUCCUUACGGCUAUACGCUGCUGGUCCAUUCUGCAGUAUCUAAAGAAAGAACUGGCCCGGCUGUCACAACACAUUCAUCUGGAGGAGUGGCCCUGGUUCCAGUCCUUUCUUAUAGAGUCGCUCAUCUACCAGGACCAGCCCAAAGAAGCCAUUGCAAAGCUCUACAACGUAGCCGAGACGACAACCGAUCCAUCAACAAAGAACAAGGUGAACCUUCAGUUAGCCAGCUGCUUUCAUUCCUUCGGGGAGUCCUCAGCAGCUUGUUCCAAGCUUCUGGAUGUUGUGUGCUCGUUGCCUGAGACCUCGGUGGCUGCCUCAGCUACACCAUACCACACACCAGAAACACUGCAUAGAAAACCUGAACGGAAGUUAGUGUUUGCCUGCUAUGACAGGGCGGAGGUGCUUCGCUUCUGUAUGAAGACCCUGAUAACGUGUUUUAAGGACAAAGUUCUCAUGCAGUUUAGCCGAGAUGACCUUGCUCUGGGCCACUUGAUAGUGAUGACUCAGUAUGACUGGCCUGAGGAAGAGCCGCUCUUUCUUAAGCUCCUUGACGUCAUCAAAAAGCAGGGGAACUUCUGCUAUGGCCUCUUCUUCAACUACCUCAUCAAUGCUGACAUGCUGGAGGAAUUUAUGUACAUCACUACUAGCAAUGGAGGUGGAGUCACUCUGGACCUGUUGCCAACUUCCACUACUCAGGUUGGAAGGCAGAGAGCUGUGACACGGGGAGUCAACAAAGGAGCCAAAGAGGACCUGAAACUGGCCAUGGAGAAGCAGAUGGCACGCUGCGAUGAUGACCUUGAGCAGCUUCUGGUCAACUUUGUCCAGCAAGAGCGAGAGCUUCUUGAGCAGCAGCUCUGAGUGCAGAGCUCAGCUGGAAGCCGCAUUGCCCUUCUCGAUGAUCUCAGCAAAGCACUCCUGAUCGUCGGGGCAUACCUUUGCCCUGUUGUAGAGUGCACCGUAAUGCCACUUUCUGGUCAAUUGCAAGGUUGCCAAGUAAUGAUAAGUUUCAGCUAUCUGCAGCAGUUUCAGCUAGCAUAUUGCACCAGAUGGUGCUGCAUUUCUGUUUGCAGGGCCCUUAAAUGCCAUCUAGGGGGAAAUCCUAGCAGCAUAGGAAGCAGUGCCAAUGUAGAUCCAUGUUGGGUCACAGCAGUCUUGCAUUGGGCAACAUUGGCAUGGCAUUUCUUCUGCUUACAUUGCAACUUAACAUGGUUAGGGUUCAAAAAGGACCGUGAGGCUGGCAAUGCAUUUUGAUUAAGUUACUCUGCAAUUGACUGCAAGAUUUUAUUGUUGGAAGGCUGUGGAAAAAAGCAAAGAGAAUAGGAAGAGAUGCUAAUCGUGGGGAAAUGAAGUUCAGCUGGCUUCUUACUAAAGGAAGAAAGCUUAACUGAUCCUUGGCCAACUUUACCUCGAUGAGUACAAGUGAGGUUUGUGACGGUUUUACCUCCAAUGCUGUGGCACCACUUAUGAAAAGGAAAGUGCUAAUCUUGGCCUAAUGAUCUCUCUGAAACCGUAGACUUUAGAGGAGGAGCCUGUCAUUGUGUGGCUCAUUUAUCUUGGACGCAGCAGAAUAAUGUAUUCAUUUUCAGUUGUGAUCGUGCACUUUCUUUUUUUCCCAGCAUCAAGAUUUACACCUGUGGUUGAAAUGCAGACUCUUACUUGCAGCUGUUAUCUGUUGCCACUGUGUGGUCAUGAUACAUUCAUCUAGGAACACUGCAGUUUACAGCGGCAGUAGUUAACAACAAGUACAGUCUUAACACUUCUGCCGUUACUAAGAAAAACCUCAUCAAUGACAGUCAUGUUAAAUUAUUUCCCACCAUGACAUUGUUUGCUGUUAAGAGCAUCAGUAAUGAUGGACAUGACUAAGCAGCAGAAGCAGUUACGUGCAUUACGUGGAAAAGAAAUGCUAGCUUAUAACAAUUGCAUUGUACCAUCAGUUUCCAUAAAGUGUACCCUGCGAAUAUAUUGACCAUGGCACACAAUGCUCAAUAAAAUAAAAUUAAAAAAUGUUGGA